AUGUACAAGGGAUCGAACCUUGACAGCAAUGCCAAGCAGUGGAGGCUGGCUGCUGACGUCAUCAAUGAUGUCGGAAUGCUUCUGGAUCUGCUUUCGCCCCUCGUGCCCUCCGCCUUCCUGCCGCUGCUAUGCCUUGGGAGUAUCUCACGAGCUAUAACCGGCACGGCCAGUGGGGCCACCAGAGCGGCACUUACACAGCACUUUGCUAAGAGGCAGAACGCAGCAGAUAUUUCAGCCAAGGAGGGCAGUCAGGAGACAGCAGCAACGAUGGCAGGCAUGCUGGCAGGGAUGCUAGUGGGGCAGCUGGUGGCGGGUAACGUGCUGCUGCUGUGGGCUGUCUUCCUCUCUCUCACCGCCUUCCACAUCUAUGCCAACUACCGCGCUGUGAAGAGCCUGUGCCUCACCAGCCUCAACCGGGAGAGGGCUGCACUGCUGCUGCUGGCGUACCGAGGCGAUCAGACGCAAGUCCUCUCACCAACCGCUGUCUCUCUACAGGAGCGCCUCAUUCCCUCCCUGCCUCAGGACAGCCACGGCAGGGCGCACAUGCUCAUGGGGCAUGUGCAUUUGGGAGCUCGGUUGAGUGACUUGCACGGCAAGAAACUAGACCUUGCGGUGCGGCAAGCCAUCAGACGCUAUGCCAAAGGCCGUUACCUUCUGGUGUUCACAUCCACAAGAUCACCAUCAUUACAAUCACAAUCUCCACCAACACCAUUGCCAUCAUUGCCGCACGUCCACGCCAUCAUUCAUCGAGAUGCAUCGAAUGUGGACGUGCUUCGGGCGUACAUCCACGCUCUCAUAGCCCUCCAAGAGGUCUGGCAAGAUGCUCGGAAUGCAAUAGGCCCGGAUGCAGGCUCGGCAGGAAGUGGAGCUUUGUCGAGGCUGUCACCAGUGGAGGCGGCGGAGGCUCGGGCAGCUGCCUGGAUGGCAUCAGAGUAUUCACAGUUUCUGGACAAGCUCUCUGCUGCCCACUGGGCAAUCAAUGUCGUGCAAUUGUCACCAGGGGAAUGGCGGGCAGAAUGGCCGCAAUCUUCUUUAGAUUAG
Messenger RNA from Closterium sp. Yama58-4, 1041 nucleotides. The record is from the annotation of a GenBank genome assembly. NCBI's taxonomy places the organism in Eukaryota, Viridiplantae, Streptophyta, Zygnematophyceae, Desmidiales, Closteriaceae.